CGCACUGCCACUCCCGAGCUGCUUCCACCAGAGGCAUGGAGCUAGGCCUCGCGCUCCGGCUCGCCGCGCCGCCGCCUUGUCUCUCCCGUAGAGCUGCUCCACCGCCACCGCGUUCGUUUCCUCCGUGUGCGUCCCGAGAGAUCUGCACCCGCGCCUCGACGCUUAAGUGCAGGGUUGGGGUUGUAUCCGGUGGGAGUAUGGCGUACUCAGCAGUGGAGGAGGAGGAGGAGGAAGAAGAAGAAGAAGAAGCGGCAGCGGUGACGGCGAGGCCGCGUCUGGAGCUCAUCGAGAAGCCGGACCGGAGCUUGUGUCUGCUCGACGAGUACGAGUCGGAGGAGCUAGGCACCUCUCAUUGUGCCAACCACCGCAGCGGUUAUGUUGCUGUAUUGGGAAAACCAAAUGUUGGUAAGAGCACCCUGAUUAACCAAAUUGUUGGUCAGAAACUUUCGAUUGUGACCGACAAACCGCAGACUACACGGCACCGCAUUCUUGGUAUAUGUUCUGAACCAGAAUACCAGAUAAUACUUUAUGACACUCCUGGUGUUAUUAAAAAGGAAAUGCAUAAGCUAGACACAAUGAUGAUGAAGAAUGUUAGGAGUGCUGUUGGCAGUGCAGAUUGUGUUCUUGUUGUUGUUGAUGCUUGCAAAAUGCCUGAAAAGAUUGAUGAAAUGCUGGAAGAAGGCGUGGGAAAAAAGGAUACUGAACUUCCAGUACUGUUGGUACUAAACAAGAAAGAUCGCAUAAAGACAGGAGAAAUUGCAAAGAGACUUGAGUGGUAUCAGAAAUUCACUAAUGCUGAUGAUGUUAUACCUAUAAGUGCUAAAUUUGGGCAUGGAGUGGAUGAUAUCAAGGAGUGGAUAUUGUCAAAGCUCCCUCUUGGGCCUGCUUACUACCCGAAGGACAUAGCUAGUGAACACCCUGAGAGAUUUUUUGUGGGGGAAAUAGUGAGGGAAAAGAUUUUUCUUCAAUACCGGCAGGAAAUUCCAUAUGCAUGUCAGGUUAAUGUUGUAAGUUACAAAAGCAGGCCUACCGCCAAGGAUUUUAUCCAAGUUGAGAUACUCGUCGAGAAGGAAUCACAAAGAAGCAUUAUACUUGGGAAGGAUGGGAAAGCGAUAAAGAUGUUGGCAACAGCAUCAAGGCUUGAUAUCGAGGACUUCCUACAAAAGAAGGUUUAUCUUGAGAUAUUGGUCAAGGUGAAGGAAAAUUGGCGGCAGGAUGAACUUCUUUUGAAGCGCUAUGGUUAUGGAGGGGAGAUCCGAGCACUAUGACUGACGGUCAGUUCGUUCGUGAUGGCACGAGUUUGCAAGCCGAACAAGUCGCAGCGUGACGAGAUCAGCAAUUGUUCUUCUGCCGAUUCAACGGCGACCACUAAAAUGUCAAAACGUGAUUAUGCUCUGUGCGGGACAACGAAACCACGAAAUUUGACUCCACGCCUCGCAAUGCGUGCGGCCAACGAAUUUCUCAAAGUCAAAUUGAUACGAACGGUUUGUUCGACGGGGGCUGAAAGAACA
Oryza brachyantha (malo sina) is the source of this 1511-nucleotide messenger RNA. RefSeq names its product GTPase ERA-like, chloroplastic. Gene Ontology annotation, molecular function: ribosomal small subunit binding; rRNA binding; GTP binding. Bases 36 to 1268 code for a protein of 410 amino acids. NCBI's taxonomy places the organism in Eukaryota, Viridiplantae, Streptophyta, Magnoliopsida, Poales, Poaceae. Gene Ontology annotation, biological process: ribosomal small subunit assembly. The transcript is spliced from 10 exons. The record is from RefSeq and is a predicted model, not a curated record.